AUGUCUAUUCCAUUCCUAAAGCUUCCAUCUGUAGUCCAACUCGAAGUACUGAGACAACUGGAAUUUCAAGAAGUGUUCUUGUUGAGUCUGUGCUCUGCGAAAUCAAAAAGAGUGGCUCAAAGUCUGAACAUGAGACCACUGAAGAUUAUUUAUAUCUUUUCUGAAAAAUGUGUUCAAGCUGAUGUGGCGUAUGAUCCAUAUGACCGGGUAUAUGGUGUCGCAAAUCUGAAAUUCAAUUCAUCCAUUCCUAGUGAUCAGAUAAGACCUGUUUCGCUAGAAAAAAAUGCGACUAGUUACAAAUUCGUUAAAAAAGAUUCAGAAAGUUUCAAAUUCGGGCACGUUUUACUCUUCCUGGAUGGGCACUCAGCUUUGGAAUUUCUCCAAAGUCAUAUGAACAACUUGUUCCGCUUCCAACCACUUGUGCAACUACACGUUUGGUCACUUCGUUCUAUGUACCAAUCUGGAAUUAUCAAAGAUGUCACUGAUACGUUUUUCAAUAUAAAUGAAUUGAACACGGUGCAACUCGAAAAAUAUCUGGUCAUUCAUCCAAACCAGAAUAGCCUUCAGUUAACCACCAAGCUUGUUGGACCACCGUUUGGGAAUGGCUCAAAGUUGUGGGAUAUCAAAGGAUUGCAUUAUCAAAAAGUAGAGGAUGCGAUUUUUCGUCGGGAGAUAGACGUCAAGGUCUCGGAAAUAAUGAGAAACUUUGGUGGAGAGCAUCUGUUCAUGGUCAAUGUUUUCUAUGAAAUCAGAGACUGGACACAUAUGAUUAGAAGCUGGAAAACGAAAGAAGCCUAUCAAAAUUUGAAAUGUUUGUAUACGAAAGCACCCAGGAAUACUUCUGUAAUGUUUGAACAUGCCAUGUCGGAGUUCAAUUUCGUGAAGUUUGAUGGUCAGAGAAGACCAAGAAUUGCACAAUUCGAUACGAAAAUCAUCAAUAUCAAAACGAGUUUCUGUGGAGGGCGUGACUGCGGCGACUGGCUGGAUAUACAACAGGACGGCGGAGGGAAGUGGGCGUCGAUUAUGAUGACACGUUCUUCAAUCUAUUUUGUUGUGUGGGAUUAG
Molecule: messenger RNA, 1065 nt
Organism: Caenorhabditis remanei
Lineage: Eukaryota; Metazoa; Nematoda; Chromadorea; Rhabditida; Rhabditidae
Exons: 3
Coding region: 1-1065 (354 amino acids)
Biological process (GO): embryo development
Molecular function (GO): protein binding
Source: RefSeq, a predicted model, not a curated record